CAGCAUCGCGGAGCGAACACGCAAAGCAUAGUCAGACAUUGCGGCUGAAAUAUCAAUGAGUAGCGAAUCUGCACAACAGCCACCACGGUCGUCGUCCCCUGGACCGCGUGCGUCGAGGACGAAUCGGGUUGUUUGCACAGCAUGUCGGCAAUCAAAGGUACGUUGUGUGGGGACCGAGAAUGAGGAUUGUGCGAGGUGUAUGAGGUUAGGGUUGGAUUGUCACAGAGAUACAAACUUCAAGCGGGUCUCUAAGAGUCGCAAAAUCGCGGAAUUGGAGAAGCAAGUCCAGCUUCUUACAUCAGCUUUUACUGGGUCCUCCAACCAAUCACCGCAGUCGCCUCAAGUUUCCGUGCAUCAGCAGAGCCAUGUACCUCCAAGUUUUGCAUCCCAACCUACGCCGCCAGCUAUGUUGACGCGGACUCCUUCACAAGAUGUCUCGGGCCGUACUGUUUCUAGGACUCCCCAGUAUCAGAACCCUGGUCUUCAAGGUCCAUCUGUUAUGAGUAUCUUUCAUAUUGACGAAAGUCCUCGCCCACGACCUGGAGCAGCUUUAUCAAGGUCAAUUCAGUCGGCAUACCUGACAGGACAAACCAUUGAUGAGCUAUUCGAGAUUUUCUUCGAACAUUACCAUCCAGCACUUCCAUUUCUGAACCCCGCCAAGUCACCUGACGACUACUAUGAUUCAGGAACAAUCCUCUUCUGGGUUAUCAUCAGUAUCGCUUCUCGACGCUACACUAAUGAUAUGUUAUUAUUCCCCGUAUUAUGUGAAUGGAUACCCAAGUUAAUAUGGGAGAGUAUCUCGAGUCCACCAUAUACGAUACCCAUGGUUCAAGCCAUCAUUCUCGCUUGUACAUGGCCUUUCCCUAUGCCAUCUAUGUGGAAUGACACGAUAGUCACAUUGAGUUCAAUCGCAGUAAGCACUGCAAUGCAGUUAGGACUACACCGACCCUUAAACGCAACUGAUUUCCUUCGCAAAAAAGCCACCGCAGACGAGAACGACUCCCAAACAAGAGCCUUCACAUGGGCAGCAGCAAACAUAGUCUCACAGUCCAUCGAAGCCACCUACGGCGUCCUUCCCACAACCCCGUUCGACCGAACCAUCGAAGCCUCCUGCAAGCCCGGAAACAUGUACAGCCUCCCCAACAUCCUCCGCUUCAAACUCGCCAUCUUCCGCUACUGCAACCGAAUCUCCAACCUCGUCUGCCGCGACCUCACCGACAACGGGGACCCGUUCUCGCCUGGCACUCCGCAAACAAACCCCACUUUAUCAUGGGUCACCGAGCUCCUCGAAUUCGAAACCAGGAUGCAGAGCUGGAAGCAAAAAUACCGGGACCAAUUAUCCUUCCACGACGAAAUCUACGCCGCCGCCGCCGCCGUCUACACAACCUCCAUGUACUUCUUCGACUCGACCUCCUCCGCCGCCCGCAAACACAAUAUCCUAAAAGCCUACCGCACCUCCACCUCCUACAUCCAGCUCCUCACCUCCUUCGACCAGACCUCCAACUACCUCCUCCACGCGCCCUCCUACCCAUUGAAAAUCUUCGUCCUAGCCUGCUGCGUGCUAUUGAAAGUUCUACGAAGUAGUUACGCGGCAGACGUCGAUUUCGAAGAGGGGAAGCGGUUGUGUAAUCUUGCGAUCAUUGCCGCGAAUAAGAGUAGCGUGGCGCCGCAGGAUAGCGCGGGGAAGGUCGCCAAGAUGGUUAGUCAGGUGUGGCAUUCGGGGGAUCUGAGGCCGUUGGGGGAGAUGCCGGUUUUGAUGGUUAAGUCGAGGUUGGGUGCUAGUAUUUUAUACGACUUCAUCUGGACGUGGAGACAGGAGUUUGGCGGACAGCAGGGGGCGUAUCCGAGGGAGGGUGAUGGUAUGGAGCCGGAAACGGAAGAUAUACUACUCCCGACAGAUGGUGUGUUUGAUGAUGCGUCGAUGGUUGAUCUUGAUUUUCUGAAUGAUCCGGAUUGGAUGGAGAGUAUCACGAAUUCGAUUGGGUGAUGGGAUGGGAUUUGGUGCAAUGGGUGUAGAUGAUGGGAAUACCACUUGGGGAG
Messenger RNA from Mollisia scopiformis, 2040 nucleotides. RefSeq lists its product as uncharacterized. Gene Ontology annotation, molecular function: DNA-binding transcription factor activity, RNA polymerase II-specific; zinc ion binding; transcription cis-regulatory region binding. Gene Ontology annotation, cellular component: nucleus. The transcript has 9 exons. Bases 56 to 1987 code for a protein of 643 amino acids. NCBI's taxonomy places the organism in Eukaryota, Fungi, Ascomycota, Leotiomycetes, Helotiales, Mollisiaceae. Gene Ontology annotation, biological process: DNA-templated transcription; regulation of DNA-templated transcription. The record is from RefSeq and is a predicted model, not a curated record.